Molecule: messenger RNA, 1875 nt
Organism: Budorcas taxicolor (takin)
Lineage: Eukaryota; Metazoa; Chordata; Mammalia; Artiodactyla; Bovidae
Product: rho GTPase-activating protein 11A-like
Exons: 14
Coding region: 1-1875 (624 amino acids)
Biological process (GO): neuropeptide signaling pathway
Cellular component (GO): secretory granule
Source: RefSeq, a predicted model, not a curated record
AUGUGGGAUCAGAGGCUGGUGCGUUUGGCGGUUGUACAGCAGCUUCGGGCUGCCUAUGGAAUUAAGGUCAAGGGUGGCCGUGCGCAGUGUGAUCGAAGGAGACAGGAAACAGCAACCACGGAAACAGUGGGUAAAAUAUUUGGAGUACCAUUAAAUGCAUUGCCCCAGGCUGUUGUACCAGAAUAUGGACAUAUUCCAAGUUUUCUUGUUGAUGCUUGCACGUCUUUAGAAGAACAUGUUCAUACAGAAGGGCUUUUUAGGAAAUCAGGAUCUGUUAUUCGUCUAAAAGCACUAAAGAAUAAACUUGAUCAUGGUGAAAGAUGCCUGUCUUCUGCACCUCCUUGUGAUACCGCGGGACUUCUUAAGCAGUUUUUUAGGGAAUUGCCAGAGCCCAUUCUCCCAGCUGAUUUGCAUGAAGCACUUUUCAAAGCUCAACAAUUAAAAACAGAGGAGAAGAAUAAAGCUACAUUGUUGCUCUCCUGUCUUAUGGCUGACCACACAAUUGAUAUAUUAAGAUACUUCUUUAACUUUCUCAGGAAAGUUUCUCUUAGGUCCAGUGAGAAUAAGAUGGAUAGCAGCAAUCUUGCUGUAAUAUUUGCACCAAAUCUUCUUCAGACAAGUGAAGGACAUGAAAAGAUGUCUGCUAACACAGAAAAAAAGCUACGAUUACAGGCUGCAGUAGUACAAACUUUUAUUGAUUAUGCAUCAGAUAUCGGGCAUGUUCCAGAUUUUAUCCUAGAAAAGAUACCAGCUAUGUUGGGGAUUGAUGGUCUCUGUGCUACUCCAUCGCUGGAAGGCUUUGAAGAAGGCGAUUACGAAACUCCUGGUGACUAUAAGAGAAAACGAAGACAAAGUGUAGGAGAUUUUGUUAGUGGAGCAUUAAAUAAAUUUAAAUCUAACAGGACACCUUCUAUUACACCUCAACAGGAAAGAAUUGCCCAGGUAUCCAUUUCACCAGCAAUUCUUACACCAAAUGCUAAGCGUAAACUGCCGGUAGAUUCUCAUGGUUUCUCAAGUAAGAAAAGGAAGUCCAUCAAGCACAAUUUUAACUUUGAGUUGUUGCCAGGUAAUCUCUUCAGUAGCAGUUCUACACCAAUAUCAGUUCACUGUGAUACAAGCCCGGAAGGGUCAUCCCAGAGUUCAUUCUCUCCUGUCGCCAUCAGUGGAAACCAUUUGGUCAGUACAAAUGUGCUAAGGCGAAGUAAAAGGCUUGCAAGCAAAAAGGUUUGCAGGUUAAAAAUGGUCUCCAGGAUGGUUUCUACCAUGCUGUCUGGCCUGGUGUUAUGGCUGACGUUUGGAUGGACUCCAACAGCUGCUUAUAGCCCAAGGACCCCAGACCGGGUCUCGGAAACAGAUAUCCAGAGGCUGCUCCAUGGUGUGAUGGAGCAGCUGGGCAUUGCCAGGCCGCGGGUAGAGUACCCAGCACACCAGGCCAUGAACCUUGUGGGCCCACAGAGCAUCGAAGGUGGAGCUCAUGAAGGUCUGCAACACUUGGGUCCCUUUGGCAACAUCCCAAACAUCGUAGCAGAGUUGACCGGUGACAACAUUCCUAAGGACUUCAGUGAGGACCAGGGCUACCCAGACCCUCCAAACCCCUGUCCCAUUGGAAAAACAGAUGAUGGAUGUCUAGAAAACACCCCUGACACAGCAGAGUUCAGUCGAGAAUUCCAGUUACACCAGCACCUUUUUGAUCCAGAACAUGACUAUCCAGGCUUGGGCAAGUGGAACAAGAAGCUCCUUUAUGAGAAGAUGAAGGAAGGACAGAGACGCAAGCGGAGGAGUGUCAAUCCAUAUCUACAAGGACAGAGACUGGACAAUGUUGUUGCAAAGAAGUCAGUCCCCCAUUUUUCAGAUGAAGAUAAGGACCCAGAGUAA